GUUGCAGUGGUGCAGAAUGGCAGACCUCAGUCUUGCAGAUGCGUUGACAGAGCCACCUCCUGAAAUUGAGGGAGAGAUAAAGCGAGACUUCAUUGCCACACUGGAGGCGGAGGCCUAUGAUGAUGUUGUGGGAGAAACUGUUGGAAAAACUGAGUGUAUUCCUCUUCUGGAUGGUGAUGAAAAACGUGGGAACUCAGAGUCAAAAAAGAAAUCAUGUUCAGACACUAGCCAGGUUGAAGGUAAGUUAAGAUAAUAGGAUAAGUAUGUUCAGAUUGGGGUCUAU
This is a messenger RNA of Nannospalax galili (Upper Galilee mountains blind mole rat), 283 nucleotides long. Its product is annotated as microtubule-associated protein 4-like. Gene Ontology annotation, cellular component: neuron projection. Gene Ontology annotation, biological process: neuron projection development; microtubule cytoskeleton organization. Gene Ontology annotation, molecular function: microtubule binding. NCBI's taxonomy places the organism in Eukaryota, Metazoa, Chordata, Mammalia, Rodentia, Spalacidae. The transcript has a single exon. Bases 17 to 253 code for a protein of 78 amino acids. The record is from RefSeq and is a predicted model, not a curated record.